This is a messenger RNA of Drosophila busckii, 1577 nucleotides long. It is a transcript of the gene PIG-A, whose product is annotated as N-acetylglucosaminyl-phosphatidylinositol biosynthetic protein. Gene Ontology annotation, biological process: GPI anchor biosynthetic process. Gene Ontology annotation, cellular component: glycosylphosphatidylinositol-N-acetylglucosaminyltransferase (GPI-GnT) complex. The transcript has 3 exons. The record is from RefSeq and is a predicted model, not a curated record. Gene Ontology annotation, molecular function: phosphatidylinositol N-acetylglucosaminyltransferase activity. The coding region runs from base 98 to 1513 and encodes 471 amino acids. NCBI's taxonomy places the organism in Eukaryota, Metazoa, Arthropoda, Insecta, Diptera, Drosophilidae.
UGACAACCAAACAGCCUGCUACUGCCAAUAAUAACAAUUGCAAUUGUUUAUAGUGUAAUGUAAUGUCAACUGCAUGCGCGGAAGUAAGCUGUAAAAUAUGCGGAUCUGCAUGGUGUCGGACUUUUUCUAUCCCAGCAUUGGUGGCGUUGAGGAGCAUGUCUACAAUUUAUCACAGAUGUUGCUGGCGCUGGGGCACAAAGUGGUCGUGCUGACACAUGCCUAUGGAGACUGCACUGGCGUGCGCUAUGUGACGAAUAUGUUAAAGGUUUAUUAUCUUCCUAUCAAAGUCUGUUAUAAUCAAUGCAUUUUGCCUACCGCUGUAUGCAAUGUGCCCAUGUUACGAGCUGUGCUGUUGCGCGAGCAAGUGCAGGUAGUACAUGGGCAUUCAGCAUUUAGUGCCUUAGCUCAUGAAGCCCUAAUGGUGGGUGCGCUCUUGGGAUUAAAGACUGUCUUUACGGAUCACAGUCUGUUCGGCUUUGCAGAUCUGUCGGCGGCGCUAACCAACAAGCUGCUGGAGAUUAAUCUAAGCAUGGUUAACCAUGCCAUAUGUGUUUCUCACAUAGGCAAAGAGAACACAGUGUUGCGUGCGCGCGUUGCCAAGCAUCGUGUUUCGGUUAUACCGAAUGCAGUAGACACUGCUCUAUUUACGCCGGAUCCCAGUCAGCGUCCACAGGAAGGCAUCAUUAAUAUAGUUGUCGCCUCACGCUUAGUCUACCGCAAGGGCAUUGAUCUGCUGGCGGGAGUUAUACCGCGCUUUAAAAACACACCCAACAUCAACUUUAUUAUUGUAGGCGAUGGACCUAAACGUGAUCUGCUGGAGGAGAUACGUGAGAAGUGUAAUAUGCAGGAGCGCGUAGAGAUUGUGGGUGCAGUGGAGCAUGCCAUGGUGCGAGAUGUGUUGGUGCGUGGCCACAUCUUUGUGAAUACCUCGCUAACUGAAGCCUACUGCAUGGCCAUAGUGGAGGCUGCCUCGUGUGGCCUGCAAGUCGUUUCUACAUGCGUUGGCGGCAUACCUGAAGUGCUGCCCAAUAGCCUUAUACUGCUGGUGGAACCGGAUGUUGAUGCAAUAUACAAUGCCAUACUGGUGGCUAUAGAGAGACAUCGCCGCCAUGAAUCCAGUUGCGCCGAGACUGCUCGCUCCAAGCGACGGCGACGCAAAAAGGGCAAUGUGUUGCCAUCAGCUGUUCCAGAACCUCCCAAGCAUGCAGAUGAGGCAGUGCUCUGUCCUUAUCGCUGCAAUGAGCUGGUGGAAACGCUUUACAACUGGGAGGAUGUGGCUCGUCGCACCGUCAAGGUCUAUGAGCGUGUGAUUAAGGAAAGUGCCUUUACUCUCAGCGAGCUCAUCUAUGCGGUUAAUCAGUGUGGCUCAUGGUUCCUAGUCUUCUUUGUGGUUGCCCAUUUUAUGCUGUUGCUGCUGGAGUACUGGCGACCACGAAAUCGCGUUGAAGCUGCCUUUGAGUUGACACCAAAAUCAGCGCGCGAUCAUAAGCAAUCUUCCAAAGUAUUUAUGUAGACUUGCAGACUGCCAGACAUUUUUGUCAAUUAGUUAAAUGUACUAAACGAUUAAAACUAAAAUA